CGACAUGGCAUCCGUCACCGUGGCACCUAAUCCACCCGAACGACGACCAUCCUUCCAACCAUUCCAAUGUCAGGUUUGUCAAAGCCGCUUCACUCGCCAUGAGAACCUCAAACGACAUGCUGCGCUUCAUGCACGUUCCCAACAUGAGACCUCCUUGACCUGCGAGUUUUGCCCAGCAACAUUCUCGAGAUCAGACCUCCGACAGCGACAUGUGAAGAGAAAGCAUCCCGAACACCAAGCCAACCGACCUAGGAAGCGGCAGAUGCUGCAAAAAGACAAGGUCUCAUCUGCGUCUCCUCCAGACACUCAGACUGAUCUGCCCUUUGUCACCCCAGAAGAGCAAGGUGACUUCGAUGUUGACAGGAUAUGGCACACUGCUCUGCGCUAUGAUCAGCAACAGCCAGACCUUGAUGCUCACAAAGACCUUGCAAGCAGCGUAUCAUCAAGCAACGGGGUGGCAACAGUUCUCACAACAACACAACCGUCAUCAGACAUCGACAAUGUGUUGGAAGGGACGUUAAGACUUGGAUCGGAUCCACUGUUGGAGGCGACGCCAACGCAACCUCCACCGUUCAGCGCCUUCAGCAACUUCCCGGGCUACAAUCAAGGCAGUCCUAGCAGAUGGUUCUCGGCUGAAUCGCCACAAGUGCAGGAUGACUGGAAGGUUUCAACAACGCAGGUUGCUCGAGGAACUGAGUUGUUCUUUAACCACCUCUCACCAUUUCUCCCCUUCAUUCAUCGACCGACGUUCGAUGCCAACAGGACAGACAGACGUCUUCUCCUUGGCAUGCUCUCCCUUGGGUAUCAGUACGGUGAAGAUCCGGACUAUGGAGAGCAAGCUGGUUCGGGCGGGAGUUUAUCGAUGCAAUGCUUCCAUCAAGCCCGCGCGCUCCUUGCAUCUGACAACGAUGAUCAGCACCUCGACACUGUUCGAAGUACGACCACUGUACAGGCUUGCCUGCUACUGCAGGUGUUCACUAUGAUGUAUCUCUGCGGAAGCGCAUCGGCGUAUGGCCUCAAGACACAUUUCAAGAUCAUCGCACUAGCGCGAGCAGGAGGGCUCAUGCAGCCCGUGACGGCCGAGGCAACAGCGGCCACGGAUCUGGACUCUCUCUGGCAUCAGUUCAUCCAGUCUGAGGCGCACAAACGAACGUGCUUUGCUGUUCACCAGAUCGACGCGCUAUGGUAUCAGGUACUCUCUGUACCUCGCUCGUUGUCGCAUCUGGAAAUCAAACACGAAUUGCCAUGCCCGGAAGAUCACUGGACAGCAGCGACUUCUGGAGAAUGGGCACACAGGCAACUACUUCUGCGUCAGGCCGGUUCUACAGUGCAAUAUCCAGAGGUUGUCCGACGAUUCUUGUCGUCCAACACAGAUCUGUGCACGUUACCACCGUUCGAUCCAUACGGCACUAUCAACAUAACCCAGUUCUUGAUAUCUAGCGCUCGAGAAAUAUCAGGAUGGUCUACAAUUACCGGCAUCCUCAGCAUCGAAAGAGUCGAGCCGCUUAGAUCUUCUCUUGUUGCUCUGGAAGCUUUCACUCGACCGCAUGGGGCCAACUCAGAUCCAACACUCGCUUCCCUCGGUGAAAUUGCUUGGGAAACAGCAAUGAUCGAACUCCAGAUGUGGUCACCAACGCAUACUGGUGGUAUCAUUGAGGGAAGCAUGGAUGCAGUGCUUCACCAGUUGACAGACCAUGCACCAUCGUGCGAGUUCCUAUGUGAAUCGCGCAUCUCAGAUUUGGUCCAGCCACAUGUCGACUGGUUCCUGCGCUAUCUAGACGCAACAAUGUUACCUGACACGGAGGCGCCGUGGGUCGUCUUAUAUGCAUACAAGGCCUUCAUGAUCGCGUGGCAGCUUGUCCGUGACGGGAUCGUAGGGUCGAUGCAGGUCGUUGGGGUGCAGGAUGGUGACACGCAAGGUGCUCUGGCAUGGGCGCGGAAGGUAUUUGGACGACGACAGCGGUGGCAGCUCGGCAAGAUUGUCAUGAAGUGUAUAGACCAACUGGAAGCUAGGACGUCUCCGGGAUUAUUAGAAUGAUGGAUCAGCUGUCAAUAUCACUGUAUCAAUACAGGCAUUUCUGAGUCAAGCUUCGUUGAGAGACAAUACGACGAGUCUGCUGGUACUGACACCUGUGAUGCUAUUGUACAAUGUUCAUAUCUUUCCCAUGGUGACACAGUCUGCCACGAAAAGGCUUUUGUAUGGAAUCGACAGUUCAAAG
This is a messenger RNA of Macroventuria anomochaeta, 2219 nucleotides long. RefSeq lists its product as uncharacterized. Bases 5 to 2038 code for a protein of 677 amino acids. Gene Ontology annotation, biological process: DNA-templated transcription; regulation of transcription by RNA polymerase II. The record is from RefSeq and is a predicted model, not a curated record. Gene Ontology annotation, molecular function: RNA polymerase II cis-regulatory region sequence-specific DNA binding; DNA-binding transcription factor activity, RNA polymerase II-specific; zinc ion binding. Gene Ontology annotation, cellular component: chromatin. The transcript has a single exon. Lineage: Eukaryota; Fungi; Ascomycota; Dothideomycetes; Pleosporales; Didymellaceae.